GGCCCAACCCGAGCCCAUCAAGCGGUGCAAAUUUCCCAUCCCCAACCAGCCGCCGCCGCGCCGCCGCCGAGAAUAAUGGAGGGGAGAGAAGACGACAAGAAGGGCGGCGCCGCCGCCGGCAGCUCAGCGCCGGGGUCAAGAUUCAAGAACCUGGUGUCCAGGGAGUACUACAGCCACAAGAAGAAGGUGCACUCCGUAGCGUGGAACUGCAUAGGCACAAAGCUUGCCUCAGGCUCUAUUGAUCAUACUGCACGUGUCUGGAGUAUUGAUCCCCAUGGCCAUUCCAAGGUUAAAGACAUUGAGCUGAAAGGCCACACAGAUAGUGUAGAUCAAUUAUGCUGGGAUCCAAAGCAUCCUGAAACAGUUGCUACUGCAGCUGCUGACAAGACAAUUCGUCUUUGGGAUGCGCGGAGUGGAAAAUGCCAAGUUGUUGAACUUAGUGGAGAGAACAUCAACAUCACAUACAAACAUGAUGGCACUCACAUAGCUGUUGGAAAUAAGGUUUACAAUAACAGAAUAUGGGAGGAUGAGCUGACCAUAGUGGAUGUCCGGAAGCUAAAACCCAUUCACAGACAGAAGUUCCCUUACGAGAUUAAUGAGAUUUCGUGGAAUAAAACUGGAGAUAUGUUCUUCAUCACUACUGGACUUGGAUUUGUUGAGGUGGUUAAUUAUCCUUCCCUUGAUGUUGUCUGCAAACUAAAUGCUCACACCGCAGGAUGCUAUUGCAUAGCAAUGGAUCCCCUUGAUAGGUAUUUUGCUGUCGGAAGUGCAGAUUCACUUGUCAGUCUUUGGGAUGUCAAAGAGUUGCUAUGCAUUAAAACCUUCACAAAACUGGAGUGGCCUGUAAGAACAGUUAGCUUCAGUCACAGCGGAGAAUUUCUUGCAUAUGCCAGUGAAGAUCCUUUCAUUGACAUUGCCAACAUUCAGACUGGACGAUCAAUUCAUCAGAUUCCAUCUAAGGCAGCUAUGAACAGCGUUGAAUGGAACCCUAAAUACAACCUCCUGGCUUAUGCAGGAGACGACAAGAAUAAGUACCAGGCUGAUGAUGGUGUUUUCCGAAUAUUUGGUUUCGAAAGCACAUAAUCUGAUUCGGAGCAGAUUUAUCAUCAGCAAGUUCUCUUUAUAGAUGCAGCUAUCUAGCAUUCAAAUAUAUCUGCUUUGAAGGCUUGAUGAGGUGACCGUUCAAUGCUUAGCACCCUUGUUUGGCUUGAGGGAUAUAAUGGGUUGGUCUAUCAGGACAUUGUAGCACAUUAGGGCUAAGCUAGAACAAAAUUAGGGAUUAGGUCAUUGUACCAAAUUUACAAGAUUUUCAUGAUGGACCAACCUAUGAUUACUAAGGUGGUAAUUUUCAAACCAAACAUCCCAGGAAUGAGCAGUGUUGUAUUGUACCUUAUGUUACUCCUAGGGGACAUGUUUACCGCAUCUGAGAGAAUACUACAGCAAUGGAUUGUGGACAAGUAAAAUAGAUUGUUACAAAUUUUGUAUAAAAUGUUCUUACAGAA
Molecule: messenger RNA, 1502 nt
Organism: Lolium rigidum
Lineage: Eukaryota; Viridiplantae; Streptophyta; Magnoliopsida; Poales; Poaceae
Product: THO complex subunit 3-like
Exons: 11
Coding region: 76-1083 (335 amino acids)
Biological process (GO): mRNA export from nucleus
Cellular component (GO): THO complex part of transcription export complex
Molecular function (GO): protein binding
Source: RefSeq, a predicted model, not a curated record